CCAUCUGUGUGCGCCUGGGACGGAACCUGGCUAAAACAAGGGACCCUGUCAAGAGGAGGGAGAUCAAGUUGAAGAGACAGGAGCACGAUGCCAGGCAAAUGGCUGAGCGACUGGCCUACUAUCAGAGACGGGAAGCGGCAAGGAAAGAGCCUGAAAAGUACCUCAGCCUUAUAGUCGAUGGAAUGGAUCAGGCCAAGACGUACUUGCCGCAUUUCGUUGGAGACAAGUCAAAGGACCUAACUACCGCCGACCAGAUGAAGGUCCAUGUCUCUGGAGUCAUAAGCCACGGUCACGGACUACGAACCACGUAUAUACAGCUCUCCUUUCUCUUUGUGGGCCACACACACGAAGACAUUGAUCAGAUGUUCAGCCGUGUGGCCGACAAACUACGUCAUCAAGAGGCCCACACCCCUGAACAACUAAUCAAUAUGAUGCCAGAAUGUAGCAGGCUUAGGGGUCUUUAUAACAUCAGAGACUGGCUCAAGCCGUCGAUACCGACAAUACAGGGACAAUCCCAGCCCGGUCAGUUCCGAUUCCGUUUGAGCAAGGAGGACCCUGAUGUAGUUGACAUGUUUUACCGAAAGGGACAGGGCCAACCUUGGAAUAAACUAAAAAAUGGAAUGUUUAAGAGGUCAGAAUCUGGAAAACCCGAUCGGCCGAAAGGAGUGCCGAAAAUCAUUCCUGUUUCCUUUGAAAAUAGAAACAUCAAUGCACAAAAGCUGCUAGAUGAGCAGCUACCAAAAUGGCUCCCUUAUCUUGACUCUGACCAGGAACAAUUCGUGUGGAAAAAUUAUCUAGGUCAGAUGAUCAAGUCAGGUAAAAGCGCUACAGCUUUGGCAGCAUAUUCUAAAGUUGGGACAGGAUGGGUCCUGACCAAGCUUCCACAGUACGUGGAACAAAACUGUGACGACGAGGAGUCGGCUGUCCCUGGUGACGUGAGAGCCUUGCUGGAGAAAGAGCAAGAGAACCCAGAGGUAACAGAUACUUGA
This is a messenger RNA of Branchiostoma floridae (Florida lancelet), 989 nucleotides long. RefSeq lists its product as uncharacterized. The coding region runs from base 99 to 989 and encodes 296 amino acids. The record is from RefSeq and is a predicted model, not a curated record. Lineage: Eukaryota; Metazoa; Chordata; Leptocardii; Amphioxiformes; Branchiostomatidae. The transcript is spliced from 6 exons.